This is a messenger RNA of Fusarium odoratissimum NRRL 54006, 1369 nucleotides long. RefSeq lists its product as uncharacterized. The record is from RefSeq and is a predicted model, not a curated record. Bases 193 to 573 code for a protein of 126 amino acids. The transcript has a single exon. NCBI's taxonomy places the organism in Eukaryota, Fungi, Ascomycota, Sordariomycetes, Hypocreales, Nectriaceae.
GGUGGCGGGUGAUCACAGCUGGAGGCUCCCAGCAUGGAUGGACUAGAACCAGAGCCUAUGAAUGGGCCCUGACGCGCCCUUCGACCGCCUUAUUAGGCGCUUCUCACUGGAUCAGCCACAACUUAGCGGUUCGUUUCCAGGGGGCUCGGCGUCUACUGGACAAGCGCACAGCGCACUCCCCUCCCCAAUGCGAUGGGGCCGCUCCCUAGCUCACUUCCCAUUCAGUCUUCACCGUCUAGGACUGUUCAAGGGCAGGUCCCGUCGUCUUCUGGACCUGAAUGCGGCCCAAAGUGGGGGAUGAGGCAACAAUUGGCAGGCCAAGACAGUGGAAUAAGACGAGUUACAGACAGGGCGCAGAGUCAAGGCUCAGAAGUGCAUGAAUCGAAGUCUCACUAUGUACAAAGGCAGCUCCAGGUGUUUCAUGAUGAAUCAAUCAUUCAAGCUGUUUGCUUCUCUCUUGCUGUUUGCAUGACCUCGGUACACGUCUUCUACCGUCCAUCACUGCUAACAUAUUCCAGCCGAGGUGGUCCAAGUAUCAGACCUAAAAAUCUCUCAGCACUGACCUACAUGUAGGUAGUACCUCAUAAUUCCAUUAGGCUCGGGUCCCCGAUUCGGUUGUUUCUUGAAUCAUGUUGCAAUCGGGUAACUACCACGGAUAAUGCUCCAGGUAUCAUCAUCCUGACAUCCCAACACAUUGAGGGUUGCCCGCUACUAAGCUAGGCCAUCGCCAAUGUCAAUAGCCGCCCUUGCAAUGACGAUCUGGAAAAAGGCCUGCCGAUCACAGGACGGCCCGACAAUUUAUACAAUAUUUUCCAAGACCAUCACGAUGUUUAGAAUGUAUUAUAUGUCUUCAAUGACAGACAUUCCGAGGUUUUUGGAUGUGUUUUCUUGGAACCGUUGAGAUGAGUAAUCUGCUUCACCAAUUUAGGGCUAUGGAUAUUGACGCCAUGGGACUGAAAGUAUGAAGCCUAUCUGUUGGUUACAUUGAUGCAUAUUCCCGUUAUUUCUAUAAUAUCAGUCUCGCCGUCCUUGGCUCCAAGAGGUGAUAGAUAUAUAUGGACUGCCGUCGAAUACAUCUUUAAUUCAUGGUGGAGAGAAUGGCAAAGGAGGACAUAACUACUGCCCAAUCUUCUUGAUCCGCGUUUUCCGUUGUUUGCUUAUUCUGACCGGCCUCAAUUAUCUGCCUUGAAAGCCUGAUACCUAUGUAAAACAACGAAUUGCACAGCUCCGGCUCAGCCUCCCCGGUGAGGGGUGCAAGCAAGCGAGCGAGCGAGCUGUAACUGGGCGGUAAGAGAGGUGAUAACAGCUCAGAGAUAAUUCGAAAUAUUGGUGAAUCUGCAUGGAUUCCCUUGAUUCGUCUCGUAGCAUG